GUGGAAACAUGCGUCCUUUGCCGAACUUCACAGAAAAAUGUACCGGCUGUACCGGGAUAUCGUCUUUCAAAUGAACAUACCACACGAUACGCGCUGCUUAUGCAUGCAGCACAUUGAAUCCCUCGUGAUACCCUACAUAGCGCGUGCAUACUGCGCAUUGGAUGUUCCACGAAGUGGUCGCAGUUCAAAGUUGACCCGGGAUCGACCUAGCAAGAUGAAUGUCCAAUCUUCUCAUUUCCCUACAGCAAUCCCGGACCCAUCAGGGAGGUCUUUCCUUCCUCCAGGACCGCAACUAUUACCUCCAUCCAACGAGGAAGACCUACCGGUUGCAGAGGUAGCAACAUCACUGCCUAAUCCACAGAGUGGAGGUACCGGAUCGCGUCCGGGCAGUUCUAAGAAAAACAAAAUGAGGGACGAAGUGGAAGGCGACAGCCGACGCCGUGUAGGAAGACUGAAGGUACGCACGAAACCGGCGCAAUGUCAGAGGGACGCGACGCUGUUUGAACUGUCCGCAAGGGCAGCCCACGAGCACAAAAAGCACCAUGGACAUCGUCUGGGCCGCAAGAAAACCCACUCUGUUGAGACUAUUGAGUCUGAAAGACUUGGAGCACAUAUUACGAGAGCGCAAGUUGACCGCCGCCCAUCGGGGGUGAAAUCACGGUCUCGGGACAGGAUCAAGGAAGAUAUCCAAGUGUCACCAGCAGGAACGCUGGAAACUCUGCUCGCGGCACCAGUACCCAUGCCCUCACUGACGGGACAAGAUCGUGAAGGCGCACAGACUAUCCCAACUGCUCCUCCGCAGCAGCAUAAGGCCAGUGUAAAGGGAUCUCCAACUCGACCCAGACGCAGGUUGAUUUUGCGAAGGCAGAUGGGCGCCAUUGACCUUGUAGCAGCGGAACCGGCUCGUUCGCGCGCAGGAACAGGCCAGAAAGCUAAGGACGGCGAAUGCGAAUCUCAGGAAUCACUGCCUUCAGACGUCGGCGUGGAUUUUUUGCUAGGAACGUUAUAUCCUCCCAGCAUAGUCAAAUCUGUCACGUCACUGCGUGCGCCCCCUACCAUUCCUACACCAUUCGCCUCGGUGUGUGCGCCACGGACGAAGAAACCGAAAAAGCCAUUCUGCAUAAUAAUUGCUUCCGACAAAUCGAUACCGCAAGUGCACAAAUCCCCUGAGAAAAGACCAACGUCUCCUACCAUAAUAAGGAUUAUAGACGGUACCAGAGCGGGUAAAGCGUCCAAGGAAGCUGUCAAAUCGGAUGAAAAACUGGUAGCCCCUCGACAGGGAGCUAUAAGCAGGGAAAGUAGUUCGAAGCGGCUGAAGUCACCGAUAAAAUUUUCCAAGGCACAGGAGAAGCUUCACGUUCCUUCGUCAGUCCGUGAUAUAGCUGCUGCAGAGCCGCCCGGUGUGCCUACGAAAUCGGAGAAAGGGGAAGCCGAAGGUCGCGAACGCGUCCGUGAAGAAGGGUCAUUACAGCAAAUUUCGAGGGAGCCGAAGAGAAAACCGGUGACUUCUGCACCAGCUGCCGAAGCUGCCAGUCGUGACAGUGCCAAGAAGCCUAUAAUGCCAUCUGAAGUUCCUCAGCCACACAAGCCACAUAUUCCGUCACUUGGUCAAAUUCGUAAAUCCUUGACUGAAGGCGAAGUUCCGUAUCAGAAAGCCCCAGAGCUUCGAGAGAAAGGGCCCAUUUGUCCAGUUGUCAUUGAAAGUCCCCACACUAUUAAAAAAGGCCCAGAACAUACUAAGUCACUACGCGAGAAGAAAUCAACUUUCCCGACGUCACAAGAGAGCCGCGAUGCCACCAGAGAAGGUAUGACACGACCUCAACUGCCAAAGCUCCCCGAACCUCGCACGAUUCCUACAUCAAUGGCAGAGGCUAGUGAGGUGACCGCAAGCGAGGUACCAACACUGAGCUCGCGAAAACCAUCUGCUGAGCAACGAGCUGAGGGGCCACCCCCUAGAAAGUCAUCGUUAACCAUCAGGAGUAGAGUAGAGUCCACAGUCGAUCGAAGAACUGAAGACGUGACAUCUGUUACCGGCCACAAGCCGUCCACCACACUAGAGGAAGAAGAGAGGUCAGUGGAACCCAGUGCUCCAGCAGCGCCGGUGCACAAGACACUGAAAAAGCGCAGAGACUACGAGACGCUUAGUCCGCUGUCUCCUGGUGAGGUGCACGCUGGAGCACCUGGUGAAACUCAGCUGGAUCGUCGGGUUCCAGAAGAGGAACGCAAGCCUCCUCCUCCUCCUGCAGUACUGAAGUCCGAGGGACGACGACGACUGUCACGGCAGCUAGCCAAAGAACAGUUGCCCGUGGUUCCCGCUCCCGUCCCCGUGACAGCGCCCCAAGCGCCCCAAUCGCGACAGAAAGACCGCAAGGCGAUAAAGGAAUCGCCAACAGAGGUUCAGGAAACGCACGGCGGAGCGUUACCGCUAACGGCACAGGAGUCAUCGGCACUGCGCAGGCACAUGGGCAGCAUUGAUUUGACAACUCGCACGUCAUCCGUGUCCCGAUCAGGAUACAGAGGGUCAAGAAGGCCUACCCUUUCACCUGUCCUGGACCAAGACGACAGCCGCCAUGCAGAUCGCAAGCCCCCGUUUGCGAUACCUUCGGACGGUGGCGUUGGAUUCCUGUUUGAGAGGCCAUCUUCCCGAACCAUGCUGCCGCCGAUUGCACCUGCCGCUCGCCGUUUUCAGCCGACGCGAACAAUAUCUUUGCCCAACCUCUGCGAUGAAGACCUGAUGAUAUCGCCUGAAUUCCUGCGCAGUCGACAAGUGCUAAAGACCGACGACUCGAUAUACCAGCCGUUCAUUCUGCGCAAGGAGUACGUGAUCCGCACAAAGCUGCGAGUCAUGUUCCGGCUCCUUCGACCAGAACCGCCUCGUCUGUUCCGUUCCUACAGCGAGGGCAAUGUGACAGACGUCACCUUCCUGACGAAGUAUGGAGAGCACUUCGAGUUGGCCCACGAGGGUGAAGGCGAUGAAUCGGAAUGGAGGGUGGAAGAAGGUUGCAACUUCUUCUCCAUAUGCCAGCUCCAUGUUAAGUGCUGCAAGAAGAGACCUCAAGCAGGAGAUCAACCUCCCAAGGAAACAAUAACGUGACCUAGUACAAGAUGGUCUGCGAUCAUACAUGUUGCGCUACUCCUUGCAUAGUAAAUCGCAACAAGGCUUACGUCUGUCUACGUAUGCGUCUGUCGUAAGCUACGAGAACUGGUUGUUCAAUUCAUUGCAUGGAUGACAAAUCUAAAUAAAAUAAGUAUGUUGUACAUAUUUUAA
Ornithodoros turicata is the source of this 3268-nucleotide messenger RNA. RefSeq names its product mediator of DNA damage checkpoint protein 1-like. The coding region runs from base 38 to 3094 and encodes 1018 amino acids. The transcript is spliced from 8 exons. NCBI's taxonomy places the organism in Eukaryota, Metazoa, Arthropoda, Arachnida, Ixodida, Argasidae. The record is from RefSeq and is a predicted model, not a curated record.